Lodderomyces beijingensis is the source of this 822-nucleotide messenger RNA. The record is from the annotation of a GenBank genome assembly. NCBI's taxonomy places the organism in Eukaryota, Fungi, Ascomycota, Pichiomycetes, Serinales, Debaryomycetaceae.
AUGUCUGAAGGAGGGCUGAAGUGUCCAGUGGACCACUCACCAAAGCAAAGCUGGCUAUCUAGUAUUUUCUGGAAAACACAACCGAAACCACACCCAGAAGUAGCACCAUCACAGACAUGCCCUGUGCCACAUUCCCCAAACAUGGCAAACGAGGACCAGCCAGAGCAACCAAAAUGCCCCGUGGACCACAGCGCACGCCAAGCAUGGCUCGACAAAGUCUCAGUCCACGUAAUCUCCCCCGAAGAAGCCAUCGAAACCCCGCAACCACCCACUACUAAGUCCAAAUCGUGCGAUUCGUCCACCAUAGUCAACACGACGCAAGACACAACCACAUCCACGGUGAACCUCCCCACCGAGCGCGAAAUCAGCUCGAUUCCACGCACAUCGACCUCGCAGAACUGGAUAUACCCCAGCGAAAAGCAGUUCUUUGAAGCCAUGACGCGCAAGAACUGGCAGCCAGCGACGCAGGACAUGAAGGUGAUUGUCCCGAUACACAACUUGGUCAACGAGCGCGCGUGGAAACACAUCUUGAUGUGGGAAAAGGAGCAUGGCGCUCAAGUGAGCUUGACGUCGUUCCGCGGCGAUAGCCAGCGCAUGACGCCGCGCGCGUGGUUCAAGCUGGUGGUGCUUGGUGGCGAUCGGCCUUUCGACAGGCACGACUGGGUUGUCUCGAGGGCUGGCGGCGGAGGCGAGGUUGAGUAUGUGAUUGACUUUUACAAUGGCGAGGGCGCGCUGGUUUGGCUUGAUGUGCGGCCCAAGUUGAAUAGCUUCGAAGGGGUCAAGUUGCGCUUGAUGCGUGCUUUUGGCGGGCUGAGCUCGUGA